UGGAAAUCUGAUUGUGAACAGCCGACCUCAGGUCUACCCGGCAUAUUUGCAUGUUGCUCAAGGUUUCGAAAGAGGGAAACCAACACCAGAAAGGAUAUCCAUGUCCACCAAUGACUCCGCCACAACGGCGUCAACUCGGCAGUUUGUGCUGGAGAAGGAGAGUGAGUUGAGGUUGGAGGUGGGCCCCGAAGCUCUUCUUCGCCUACGCCUCACUGCCGGGGCCGCUGAGGUAUUCGGCGCCGAGCUCCCGCCGGGGAAGUGGAUCAUUGUUCCCGCUCUCCGAAAUAUCGCUAUUUUUACUUGGAAGGGCGCGACAAUCGAAUUGGACGGAAUCAGCGAGGUUGAGUAUGUGGCGGAUGAAACGCCCAUGGUGAGCUAUGUGAAUGUCCACGCUAUAUUGGAUGGGAGAAGGUCUCGCACUAAAAAUAGCAAUAAUUUGGAUUCUUCACAGGGCCCUCGUACUAUUGUUGUCGGGCCAACAGAUUCUGGUAAAAGUAGUCUGUGUAGAAUGCUGCUUAACUGGGCUUGCAAGAGGAACUGGAAACCUACUUUUGUGGAUUUAGAUAUUAGUCAGGGAUCUAUUACCAUGCCUGGUUGUAUUUCGGCUAGCUCAGUCGAAAUGCCUAUGGAUGCUUUUUGGGGAUUUCCUACUGAGAUGCCUGUUGUCUAUUUCUAUGGCCACACUAGCGCAAGUGUAAAUGUAGAGUUAUAUAAAGUUCUUAUGAAGGAAUUAGCGCAAACUCUUGAGAAACGGUUCUUAUGCUUCCCUGAAUAUGAAGUUGCUGGCAUGGUAAUCAACACUAUGGGGUGGAUUGAAGGUCUGGGGUACGAGUUACUUCUUCAAGCAAUCAAUACUUUUAACGUUAAUGUUGUUCUGGUCCUGGGACAGGAGAAGCUUUUCAGCAUGUUGAGAGAUGUACUAAAGGGCAAACCCCAUGUAGACAUUGUGAAACUUCACAAGUCAGAAGGCGUGGUUCUGAGAAAUCAAAAGGUCCGUCAGAUGUCUAGAAGUUAUAGAAUUAGAGAAUAUUUCUAUGGACUCAACAAUGAAUUGUCUCCUUAUUCAAUUAGUAUGAAUUAUGGGGACAUAUCUGUAUAUAAAAUUGACGGUGGCCCACAAGCUCCUCGAUCAGCUCUCCCUAUUGGUGCAGAGCCUAUUACAGAUCCUACUCGGGCCGCCCUUGUGAACAUAAAUUAUGAAUUGAUUCAUGCCAUUCUUGCCAUUUCAUAUGCAAAGGAGCCGGAUCAAAUUAUAUCAAGCAAUAUUGCGGGGUUUCUUUAUGUGACAGAAAUUGACGUUGAGAGUAAAAGAAUUACUCUGCUGGCACCUUGCCCGGGCGAGCUACCGAGCAGGCUACUGAUCAUGGGGACGUUAAAAUGGUCUGAAAAUUAGUAAUUUUGUAUUAAACCCGUCUUAGAGAACCAUUUUUAUCUUCUUUUAUUUAUUUAUUUUGUUUUUUGCUGUAAGAAUUUUUGUGCCUGCACUGUCAUGUAUUAUAAUGAUCUCUCUCUCCUUUUUCA
Molecule: messenger RNA, 1521 nt
Organism: Phalaenopsis equestris
Lineage: Eukaryota; Viridiplantae; Streptophyta; Magnoliopsida; Asparagales; Orchidaceae
Product: protein CLP1 homolog
Exons: 10
Coding region: 101-1393 (430 amino acids)
Biological process (GO): tRNA splicing, via endonucleolytic cleavage and ligation
Cellular component (GO): nucleus; mRNA cleavage factor complex
Molecular function (GO): polynucleotide 5'-hydroxyl-kinase activity
Source: RefSeq, a predicted model, not a curated record